Messenger RNA from Arachis stenosperma, 947 nucleotides. Its product is annotated as short-chain dehydrogenase TIC 32 B, chloroplastic-like. The transcript is spliced from 7 exons. The record is from RefSeq and is a predicted model, not a curated record. NCBI's taxonomy places the organism in Eukaryota, Viridiplantae, Streptophyta, Magnoliopsida, Fabales, Fabaceae. The coding region runs from base 224 to 826 and encodes 200 amino acids.
GACAGCGAGAGUGCUGGCUCUGAGGAAUGUACACGUCAUCAUUGGUGUACGGAAUACAGUUAGUGCGAAGAAGGCGAAGGAAGAGAUUGUUGAGCAGAAGCCGUCCGCCCGUGUUGACAUUCUGAAGCUCGAUUUGUGCUCUCUCACAUCUGUUGCUUCUUUUGUCCACAACUUCCUUGCUCUUCAUCUUCCUCUCAAUAUCUUAAUAAACAAUGCUGGAGUCAUGUUCUGCCCUUUCAAGCUGUCAGAGAAUGGGGUUGAAACACAGUUUCAUACUAACCAUCUUGGACAUUUCUUGUUGACAAACCUGCUCCUCGAGAAAAUGAAACAAACUGCGGAAGCCACAGGAAUUGAAGGGAGGAUAAUAAAUUUGUCAUCAAUUGCCCACAACUACACUUACAGAAAGGGGAUUAGAUUUCAAAAGCUGAAUGAACGAAAAGGUUAUGAUAACAAGAAGGCGUACGGCCAGUCCAAGUUAUGCAACAUACUGCACUCAAAUGAGCUUUCUCGUCGCCUACAGGAAGAGGGUGUGAACAUCACUGUUAACUCGGUCCACCCAGGAAUCAUAAUGACUCCUCUUAUGAGACACUCUUCUUACCUAAUGCAUUUCCUAAAGAUCUUCACCUUUUACAUAUGGAAGAACGUUCCACAGGGAGCAGCCACGACAUGCUAUGUUGCUCUGCACCCAAGCGUGAAAGGUGAAACUGGCAAGUACUUUGUGGAUUGCAAUAAGGUUAAACCAAGCAAAUUUGCCUCAAAUGAACAGCUUGGAAGGAAACUCUGGGAUUUCAGUGAAAGACUCAUCAAUUCAAUUUCUAAAGCUUAAGUAACCUUUUGCUGUUUGUUUGGGACAGAAUCCUAGUCAAGUUCUCAAGUCUAUCCAUCAAAACCCAUUACUAGUUGUUAUCAUAAUUUCUCGUUUUAUACGAUGUUUCCCAGACAUUUUC